Aureobasidium uvarum is the source of this 990-nucleotide messenger RNA. The record is from the annotation of a GenBank genome assembly. NCBI's taxonomy places the organism in Eukaryota, Fungi, Ascomycota, Dothideomycetes, Dothideales, Saccotheciaceae.
AUGCACGAUCCAGAGAAGCAAGUCUCCACAGACCAAGCUGUCAAUGUCUUGUCAAACCGCGACUGUUUGGUCCAAGCAACAAAUCCGAAUGACCCUGCAUACNNCCCCCCUCAAGAUGGUGGAAGAGGCGCCUGGCUAUUUCUCUUCGGAGCUUGUGUCAUCGAAGUAACAGCAUGGGGGUUGCCAUACUGCUAUGGAGUCUUUGAAGCAUAUUUCAUCUCUCACCCACCCUUUGCAGGCCAGAGCCUCAUCUCCACUGGUGGCGUCCUUUCAAAUGGCAUUUUACAGCUCUCGUUGCCUCCAGUGAUGUAUUAUGUCAACAACUUUCCUGAGCAUCGAGUGCCGGUCAUGUGGACGGGUUGCAUGAUCUGCACGGUUUCUGCCAUUGGUGCGGGAUUCGCGAGGACAGUGAGUAAGAGACUGUGGAUGGAGAUGACUUCGGGGCUGACUUUUGGGAACAAGCCGUUGCAGCUUAUCAUGGCGAUCGGAUUGUUGUAUGGUAUUGGUGCGGGGAUGCUGUUUGGGCCUUGCAUUCAUUUGAUGGCUGAGUGGUUCAAGGUGAAGAAGAGUUUGGCUUACGGCUUCAUGUAUNNCUGUGCAGCAGGUGCAGCCGCUGGAGCAGGAUUACCGCCAGUCUACACCGUAUGCCUGAACCGAUAUAGCUACAAAGUCACUCUGAUCGGCUGGGGCAUCAUUACGUUUGUCGUCACGUCCAUUGGCUUGUUAUGCGUGAAGCCUCGCCUGCCUAGCUCAGCACAACCGCUUCCACUCCCGCCGUCAAAAAGAGACUUUGAUUUUGCGAAAAAGCCUCUUUUUCUGAUCAUGUUGCUUGCGACCAUGGUGCAAGCGAUUGCCCAUUACGGACCGAGCCUGUAUCUUCCUUCCUUUGGCGCAGACUUUGGUUUGUCCGCUUCUGAGGCGGCUAUGCUGGCUAGUUUCUUGAAUCUCGCUCAGGCGAUUGGACAGCCUUUACAGGGUUGGCUUGCGUAA